Peronospora farinosa is the source of this 1197-nucleotide messenger RNA. The record is from the annotation of a GenBank genome assembly. NCBI's taxonomy places the organism in Eukaryota, Oomycota, Peronosporomycetes, Peronosporales, Peronosporaceae.
AUGGUAGAUUGUAGCCAAACGGCUGAUACACAGCUGAAAAAGCUCGUGUAUUUGUACUUGAUUUGCUAUGCAAAGAGUAAUCCAUACCUCACGAUUUUGGCCGUGAAUACGUUUGUUAAAGACGCGGCAGAUUCUAAUCCACUUGUUCGAACGCUAUCGGUCCGUACCAUGGGCUGUAUUCGUGUGGACCGCAUUAUAGAGUAUCUGUGUGAACCUCUACGUCGUUUCUUGAAGGAUGAAGACCCGUACGUACGGAAGACGGCGGCCAUCUGUGUUUCCAAGCUCUAUGACAUUAAUUCGGAUAGAGUAGAGGUACAAGGCUUUUUCGAUAUGUUACGAGACCUUAUUUCAGACUCAAAUCCAACGGUAGUGGCCAAUGCCAUUGCAGCUUUGUCCGAAAUCUCAGAGAACAGUGCAGGAGUAACGGCUUUCAAGAUUACCAAGUCCGUGUUGCAAAAACUAUUGGCGGCACUCAAUGAGUGCAAUGAGUGGGGACAGGUCUUUGUGCUCGAUGCUUUGGCAGGAUAUAUGCCCGCGGACUCUCGCGAGGCAGAAGGGAUUAUUGAACGGGUGACGUCACGUCUCCAGCAUGCUAACUCGGCCGUAGUGCUUUCGGCAGUCAAGGUCAUGAUGACAUUCCUCGAGAAAGUCUCGGAAGCUGAUACGGAAUGCAGUCUGUCGCGUAAGAUGGCUCCUCUGCUCGUGACGCUGCUGUCAGCUGAGCCUGAGAUCCAGUACGUGGCUCUGCGUAAUAUCAAUCUGAUUGUGCAGAAACGUCCAGCAAUCUUGACGAACGAGAUGAAGCUGUUCUUCUGCAACGCAAACAUUGAACAGGUGCUGCUUGAGUUCAAGGAAUACGCCACUGAGGUGGAUGUGGAAUUUGUGCGCCGUUCGGUACGUGCGAUUGGUCGAUGUGCUGUUAAGCUUGAACGUGCUGCGGAGAAGUGCAUCAAUGUGCUGCUGGAGCUUAUUCAGACCAAGGUCGACUACAUCGUACAGGAGGCUAUCUUUGUGAUCAAGGAUAUCUUCCGCAAGUAUCCAAACCAGUACGAGAGCAUUAUUGCUACCCUAUGCGAGAACCUGGAUACAUUGGACGAGCCCGAGUCGAAGGAAUCAAUGAUUUGGAUUACGGCGAGUAUGUCGAGCGUAUCGACAACGAGACGAUCUCUUAAAGUCGCUCAUGGACUCUUUCAAUAA